GGAACCCAGGAUGGGAGGAAGCAGGCCAGAGCCUUGGUGGCUGCAACUCCAACCAUGGUUUCUACCUUGCUCUCCUUGAGUGUCUCCCAUCUGGUCUUGUGGGCUACUGGAUUGAUCUUGGUCUUAGGCUUCCUCAAGCUCAUCCGUCUGCUGUUGCGGAGACAGAUGCUGGCCAGGGCUAUGGACAGUUUCCCAGGGCCCCCCACCCACUGGCUCUUCGGACAUGCCCAGGAGAUCCAGCAGACGGGGAGCCUGGACAAGGUGGUGACCUGGGCCCACCAGUACGAUUAUGCCCACCCACUCUGGCUUGGACCGUUCCUUGGCUUCCUGAACAUCUAUGAGCCGGACUAUGCCAAAGCUGUGUACAGCCGAGGGGAUCCGAAGGCUGCAGAUGUGUAUGACUUCUUUCUGCAGUGGAUUGGGAAAGGCCUCCUGGUCCUCCAGGGGCCCAAGUGGUAUCAGCACCGCAAGCUGCUUACACCUGGCUUCCACUAUGAUGUGCUGAAAUCCUACGUGGCUGUGUUCACCAACUCCACGCACGCUAUGCUGGACAAGUGGGAGGAAAAGGCUCGUGAAGAUAAGAGCUUUGACAUCUUCUGUGACGUGGGCUACAUGGCACUGGACUCCCUCAUGAAGUGCACCUUUGGCAAAGGAGACAGCAGUCUGGGCCACAGGGACAGUAGCUACUACUCGGCUGUCCGCGAUCUCACUCUGCUGAUGCAGCAGCGCAUCGAGUCCUUCCAGUACCAUAACGACUUCAUCUACUGGCUCACCCCACACGGCCGCCGCUUCCUGCGGGCCUGCCAGGCAGCCCACGACCACACAGACCAGGUCAUCAGGGAACGAAAGGCAGCCCUGCAGGAUGAGAAAGAGCAGGAGAAGAUCCAGAACCGGAGGCACCUGGACUUCUUGGACAUUCUCCUGGGGGCUCGGGAUGAAAAUGGGAUCAAGUUGUCAGACGCAGACCUCCGGGCUGAGGUAGACACAUUCAUGUUUGAAGGCCAUGACACCACCACCAGUGGCAUUUCCUGGUUUCUCUACUGCAUGGCUCUCUACCCCCAGCACCAGCAUCGUUGUCGGGAGGAGGUCUGCGAAAUCCUUGGGGACCGGGAUUCCUUCCAGUGGGAUGAUCUGGUGAAGAUGACCUACUUGACCAUGUGCAUCAAGGAAAGCUUCCGCCUCUACCCACCCGUGCCCCAGGUAUACCGCCAGCUCAGCAAGCCUGUCAACUUUGUGGAUGGCCGAUCCCUACCUGCAGGCAGCCUGAUCUCUCUGCACAUCUAUGCCCUCCAUAGGAACAGUGCAGUGUGGCCUGACCCUGAGGUCUUUGACCCUCUGCGUUUUUCCUCUGAGAAUGUGGCCAGACGCCACCCCUUUGCCUUCAUGCCCUUCUCUGCUGGGCCCAGGAACUGCAUUGGGCAGCAGUUUGCCAUGAAUGAGAUGAAGGUGGUCACAGCUCUCUGCUUGCUCCGCUUUGAGUUCGCCCUGGACCCCCUGCAGCUUCCCGUCAAGAUGCCCCAGCUGAUCCUGCGCUCCAAGAAUGGCAUCCACCUCCACCUGAAGUCGCUACGUCUGGGCUCUGGGAAGUAGCUCUGCUGAGAGCAGGGUCCCAGGCAGCCUAGACUGUGGCUCUCCCUGGACCCUACCCUCCUCAGGCUGGACUGUAGAAUAGCUGUGGCUCUCUGUCUUGGGAGGCUUGUAGUUUAGAAGGGAAGCAAGCACCCACAUAAACAAUCUCCCGGAGGGCAGUGCCAUGCAGGCAUAUGUGUCCAGAAAUGCUUAGUAUAUAUGUAUUCUAGAGCUUAUUCAUUCAUUCAGCAAACAUAUGGUGAACACCUACUUGUUUCUGGAAUCUUCCUUUAUCUCCUAUAAUUGGCAAUAUUUCUAGAAUAUAGCAGAAACUUAUAUGCCAGUUGUGGUGACACAAUGAAUACAAUGGAAGCUGUGUCUUGGGCUUCAUGAUUAUGAUCAGUCUCUCAUGUACUCCCUAUGAAAGAGGGAUGGCUUUUGGGCUUUCCCCUUCACUGAGAUAUAUGUCUCUGCUUGA
Messenger RNA from Canis lupus familiaris (dog), 2047 nucleotides. RefSeq names its product cytochrome P450 family 4 subfamily B member 1 (gene CYP4B1). The transcript has 12 exons. The record is from RefSeq and is a predicted model, not a curated record. Gene Ontology annotation, molecular function: iron ion binding; heme binding; oxidoreductase activity, acting on paired donors, with incorporation or reduction of molecular oxygen. NCBI's taxonomy places the organism in Eukaryota, Metazoa, Chordata, Mammalia, Carnivora, Canidae. The coding region runs from base 55 to 1590 and encodes 511 amino acids.